Molecule: messenger RNA, 1503 nt
Organism: Ictalurus furcatus (blue catfish)
Lineage: Eukaryota; Metazoa; Chordata; Actinopteri; Siluriformes; Ictaluridae
Product: succinate receptor 1-like
Exons: 2
Coding region: 1-1149 (382 amino acids)
Biological process (GO): G protein-coupled receptor signaling pathway
Cellular component (GO): plasma membrane
Molecular function (GO): G protein-coupled receptor activity
Source: RefSeq, a predicted model, not a curated record
AUGACCGUGGUGGGUCUCAUCAGCAAGAGCUAUGAGUCAGCAUACAGUAAGGAGGUGCAAUGGCUAACAGACUGGUGCAGAGCCAACAACCUGUCUCUGAACAUGGACAAAACGAAAGAGAUUGUUGUUGACUUCAGGAGAGCAUGGAGCGACUGGUCUGCUCUGAACAUCGACGGCUCUUCUGUGGAGAUCAUCAAGAGUGCCAAAUUCCUUGGUGAUAACUGUUCCGGUUUCAUCACUCCACUAUUAGAGAGAGAUUACCUCUCGCCAAUGUAUGGUCUGGAAUUUGCCAUUGGCUUCAUCGGAAACCUAGUGGUGAUCCUAGGCUAUAUCUUUUGCCUCCCUGCUUGGAAGUCCACAAACGUGUACCUGUUUAACCUGUCUGUGUCUGACCUCAUCUUCCUGUGUACUUUACCUGAGCUAUCCUAUAACUAUGCUCACAACCUGAAGAAGUUCAAUUCUGCACUAUGUGUGGUUAAUCGCUACAUCCUCCAUGUGAACUUGUACUCUAGCAUCCUUUUCAUGAUGUGGGUAAGUGUGGACAGGUUCUUGUUGCUGUGUCACCCACAGCGAGAACACAUCUUGUUGACUCUCAAGGCCGCAUUAUGUAUCACCAUACUGAACUGGAUCUGGGUGAACGCUCAAAUCACUCCCCUCAUCAUCUUCAUUAUCCAGGACUUGGAGCAAAAUGGCUGGACAGUGUGUCGUGAUUUUGCAAGCCUGGGAGUGGCAAAAGUUACUCUGAUUUACAGCAUAGUGCUCACCAUAACUGGAUAUGUGAUGCCCCUGGGGGCUUUGUUUCUAUCAUCCCAAAGGAUGGUUUCUGUACUUGUGAAAAGAGAGGAGGUGCUUGGGACAUCCUUCCAAAGGCCAGUAAGAAUUGUGAGAGUUGCAGCAAUCAUGUUUCUGGUGCUCUACACACCCAUCCAUAUAAUGAGGAAUGUGCGUCUUGCAUCACGGCUUUCUGAACUAAAUUUGUCACAGUGCACCGUAGACUACAUCAAUGCGGCUUACAUAGUGACACGGCCAAUUGGAUUUGCUCACAGUGCCAUCAACCCUGUGUUUUACUUCCUCAUGACAGACAGCUUUAAAGAAGCACUGCAUGACAAGUGGAGGCAGCUUAAAAGGAUGUUAAUGACUGCAUCAUAAGCAAGUCUGACCUAUCAAGCAAAGACAACACUAAUAACAAUUGACUUUAACUUCCAAAUCUUACUGUUGCUUUCAAAUCGUACUUAAGCAUCAUUCUUACAAAAGAUAUUUAUUUAGUUGGUGAUGAUGAUGACAAUGAGCCACAUCACCCGAAAUCCCCAAUAGGUGUUCAGUUGAGCUUAGACCUGUGACUGUGAAAGCCAUAGCAUAUGAUUUGCAUUUUUAUACUCAUUAAACCAUUCAGUGAGCCCAUUUGCCCUGUGGAUAGGGUCAUCCUGGAAGUUACCACUCCCAACAGAAUAGGAAUGUUUAAUCACAUGAUAAAUUUGAUCAAUUGGACAAAUACAUUUUUGA